ACCCCUCUUCUUUUUUUUUCUAUAUUUUUUCCCAUACAAUGGAAACAACUGUGCAAGUCUAUGAGGCAUUCAAUACUUAUCCUUGGAGCUCAGAUAAGUUAUUUCAAAGUGGUCUCUCGAGUAUUUUGAGUCAAGUACCUCAAACAGAAUCGAGUCAAGAUAAACUUCUGAAGGCAAAACACUUUUAUUUUUCAAAGUUUUAUCAAAAUUUUGAAUUGGAGGGAUAUCUGGAAUAUGAAGCGGAAAAGAAUAGGAAGGAGAGAGAAGCAUCAUUCAAACGACUCGAGGAUUAUGACUAUGAGAAUGAUAUAGCAUAUACCAGUGGGUUACCUAACAUCAUUCAUCAUUGGUUAGAGGAGCAAUCUAAGGGAUUGUGGAAUAAAGAGCGUUUAGACAAAGAGUUCAUGAAAGCAAAAGCAUUUUAUUAUCAUUCACAAAUCGAAAAGGUGGAUUUGGCUGCCUAUUUUGCUUGGAAGACAAGUCAAGAGGAAGAGAAUAAACCUGCUUGUCCAUUUGCUAAUUUAUGGCAAAACAAAGUAAAAGUGGGACCUGUAGAUCAGUUAAAUGGGAGUUCAUUCAUCAUGUCCGAAAAGCCAAAAGGAACAGGAGCUCAAAUCAUGACCAUUUCUUCUCCAAAGAGUCAAAACGUGUUCACCAUAGAUCGUUUACAUGAACUCGACGCAAGUCUGGAAGAUGGCAUCAGUCAUCCCCAAGUGACAUCAUUAUUUAUCACAACUACAGUCGCCGAUAAAAGCUUACCAAUCUCUAUGGAUCAGCCUAUUGGGACAAUUGAUACCAAAAUGACCAGCAAAGGUUUAGCCUAUGAAGAAACAUCGGCUCUUGUGUCUGGCUCUGAGCUAAGGGAAACAUCGCUUUACAGACUAGCAAAGACUUAUUAUCGCUUUGUUGAAUCAUCUCUUAAUGCAGAUCCUAAGCUGACAGUGACAUACUCGAAUGGACAGAUUCCCCUGAAUGCUGUCUAUAUCCCAUUGAACUUUCGAUAUAUGCGUGUCAUUACAGAACAUGCUCUCCUCAAUUUCCAGUUGACUGUGUCACAUGCACCUAUCCCACCAUUACUGUUAUUUGCUAUGGCUCGAGCACGCACUAAGCAGUCAUUACCUGCUGGAUUUGAAUUAUAUCUUGCAUUAGCUGUACCUGAAUAUGCUAAGCUUCGAGGUCCUGAAUUAUUGCGAUUAGGCCUUGUAGAUGUGUUUAUACCUGAAGCCAAGUUGAGCGAUGCAAUUGAUACAGCUAAAAAAAUGGCUUUGUGUCCUGCACCGGAUACGAAUGCAGCUAUUCAGCUUGCGUUGGCCAUGUAUCAUUCGUAUGCAGGUCCUGAUCGAUUUUCUGUCUGGGAGAAAUCAAUAGAGACAGUUUUUGGGGCUGCUGAGUCAUUAGAGGAUCUCAAAGAGCGUCUUAGCCAACUAGGCAAUACAUGGAGUAAAAACAUUUUGUCCCACUGGAAAACAUUGCCUCCUGUUCUACUCCAUGUUGUCUUUAAAGCAGUAAAAAAAUCGAUGAACAAAACUCCAAUGGAGAUCUUAAGUUUGGAAGCCAAACUAAAUGCUAAAUGGAGACAAUCAGUAGACUACAAGACAUGGCUAAGAAAGCAAACAUCGUGGAUACAAGAAAAUAUAGACGAACAUGUAUCCUACUAUUUUGAAGAGCUCAAAUUGCCCAAAUCCGAAGAGAGUGUUGUUUAUAAAGCACCUCAAGUAGAAGACAAUGAUAAUGAUACGCCUAUGGUUUGCCCUGUUACUGGCCAAAAGGCUUCUUCAGCCAACGCAUGUCCUAUUUCGAUGUCAAAGGAGAGUCAAGGGAACACAGACACUAUAGAAGGAUCUAAUGAAUAA
Gilbertella persicaria is the source of this 1853-nucleotide messenger RNA. RefSeq lists its product as uncharacterized. NCBI's taxonomy places the organism in Eukaryota, Fungi, Mucoromycota, Mucoromycetes, Mucorales, Choanephoraceae. The coding region runs from base 39 to 1853 and encodes 604 amino acids. The record is from RefSeq and is a predicted model, not a curated record. The transcript has 6 exons.